AUGAGAGCUAUUAAAAAGCGUUGGAGUCAAACCAAUAAAGGUGUUACUUUAUGGGUAGCACAAAUUGCGGUAGCUGAGGGUAUGCUAGUUAGUGGUGAGGUUAUUAACGAUAUAGAGAUGAAAGCACAUGAUCUUGACAGACAAAAAAAGGAUAACGCUUUUGAGUUUUACCAUUGUUGGGUAGCAAUGCAUGAACUUCCAAGAUGGAUGUCUGGUAAAGAUUCAACUGUUGUGACUUUAAUAAUAUCCUCCUUCCAAAGACUGGAAUCAGUUCGAAAAGAUGUUAAGCGGGCAUUUGGCGUUCUUCAAUCACGUUUCGCAAUAGUACAAAGACCAAAUCUUGCAUGGGAUGAACACUUGCUAUGGGAGAUAAUGUUGGCUUGUAUAAUUUUUCAUAAUAUGAUUGUUAAGGAUGAGCGAGAUACAUAUCAGAAUUAUGGUGACAUGUCAGAAUUCGAGAAAGCUAAGUAA
Messenger RNA from Beta vulgaris subsp. vulgaris (sugar beet), 471 nucleotides. RefSeq lists its product as uncharacterized. The transcript is spliced from 2 exons. NCBI's taxonomy places the organism in Eukaryota, Viridiplantae, Streptophyta, Magnoliopsida, Caryophyllales, Amaranthaceae. Bases 1 to 471 code for a protein of 156 amino acids. The record is from RefSeq and is a predicted model, not a curated record.